ACUUCACCCAACACACCUUCCUUCAACCACAAGACGACACUGGGACGGUGUCCAUCUGAAGUGUGCCUGCAGUAGUUGAGAAUAAGUGACCCCGACUUGGUACAGUGAGUUAACAUUAUUGUUGUGAUAGACUGAUAUUAUACAUAACGAUGAACUCCGAGGAAUCAGCAGCAAGUAUUUUCAUGUUUACUGAACGAAAGCCGGCGCCACCACCCCGAAGUGCUUUCGUGGAAUUCUUCAGGAGCAAAAUUCUGUGCCGGAAGGAUGACCCUGAGGAAGAGCGUAAGGCUUUACUGAAGAAGGAAGGUGGCUAUAGGAUCACGUACACAGGGCUGAGUGAACAUCGAAGGAAAUACGUUGCGGACAUUUACAUCACGCUCAUCGACCUGGAAUGGAGGUAUGCUAUCGCGGUAUUAUUCAACGUCUUCCUUGUAACGUACUUGGUGUUUGCUUUCUUCUGGUGGCUCAUGGCCUACAACAACGACGAUUUCGCCAACUUGGACAAUCCGGAUCACGUGCCAUGUCUGCUUGGCGUCAAGUCGUUUGCUGGCGCGGUUCUGUUCUCCAUUGAAACGCAGACAACAAUUGGAUACGGGUAUGCCUACCCUAACGCACAUUGUGCUGGAACCUUACCCUUAAUCUAUCUGCAAGUCACGCUGGGAUUUUUCUUAGAAACAGUUCUCCUUGGUUUUAUCUUUGUGAAAAUAGCCCGCCCCAAAUAUCGUGCUAAUACCAUCAUCUUUAGCAAGAACGCCGUGGUAUGCCAGGAAAACGGCCAGCUCUGUUUACAGAUAAGAGUGGGAGAUUUGAGGAAAACACAUCUCGUCGACGCUCACCUCACGGCCAUCAUGGUUCGCAAGAAAACGACGGAAGAGGGCGCUGUGUACCCUUUGUUCCAGUACGAGGUCGAGAUGGAGGCGAAUGGAAUGGGCGACAGGAUCUUCCUCCUUUGGCCCCUCAUCAUCACCCAUAAGAUUGACGAGAACAGUCCAUUCUGGGACAUCAAGCCUGCUGAUCUUUGUUCCGAGAAGUACGAACUCCUUAUCUUCCUGGAGGGAACUGUUGAAGCUACGGGAGAGGUGUGCCAAGCCCGGACGUCGUACGGACCCAAGGAAAUCCUUUGGGGGCACAGAUUCGAGCGAGUUGAAGAAUAUGACCUGGGUAUGAAAAGGUGGCAUAUUGAUUUCACCGGGUUCAAUGACGUGGUUUACUGCCAGAACCUACGUCACAGUGCAAAGGAUCUCUCGCAGUACGCUGGCAGCACCCAGAAACUAGAUACAACAGGGAUCUCGAAACGCAAGUCUUCAGAACGACCGUCCCCAAACCCUCUUUCCCUCAACAGCGGCGUCCGGUACGACAUGACGAAUCUGAAUGGUGCCCAGAAUAUGGCAGAAAGCAGCAGCGGAGCAGCCCUCCUCAGCAACGAAGAUGAGACAUCAACUUAGAACUUGGAUUUGUGAUUUGGUGUUACGCUGUUGACUCCAGGAGCCUUCGUCACUGACAACAACUGAUGAUAUAUAUGUGGCCUUAAAACAAUGAUCUGCGCGCCAUGGGAUGACAUAUGGAGCUCUUUACAUUAUGUAAUAGGCAUAGGUUCAAACGGCGCAAUAGAGAACUCUGAUUGAUUCAGUGUUUAUUAUUUAUUUGUUGUCAUGUUGUAAAUAUUCUCCAUGUACAUCUAUUUCUAAUCACGCAAUGAGAGAUUGAUUUUCAUUGCUCUUGUAAUUCAUACCUCGCAUUUGUAAAUAGUUUUAUAAUAACUCUUUUUCAUUGUUUAAAUAAACAUCGUGAUUGUGUCAAA
Molecule: messenger RNA, 1801 nt
Organism: Haliotis rufescens (red abalone)
Lineage: Eukaryota; Metazoa; Mollusca; Gastropoda; Lepetellida; Haliotidae
Product: G protein-activated inward rectifier potassium channel 2-like
Exons: 2
Coding region: 150-1445 (431 amino acids)
Biological process (GO): regulation of monoatomic ion transmembrane transport; potassium ion import across plasma membrane
Cellular component (GO): plasma membrane
Molecular function (GO): inward rectifier potassium channel activity
Source: RefSeq, a predicted model, not a curated record